Molecule: messenger RNA, 528 nt
Organism: Colletotrichum higginsianum IMI 349063
Lineage: Eukaryota; Fungi; Ascomycota; Sordariomycetes; Glomerellales; Glomerellaceae
Product: RNAse P Rpr2/Rpp21/SNM1 subunit domain-containing protein
Exons: 1
Coding region: 1-528 (175 amino acids)
Biological process (GO): tRNA processing
Cellular component (GO): nucleolar ribonuclease P complex
Source: RefSeq, a predicted model, not a curated record
AUGGCAAAGCCUAAAAGUGAGAGUCUGCCAAACCGGCACGCGUACACGCGCGUCUCCUACCUGCACCAGGCCGCCUCGUACCUGGCUACUGUGCAGUCGCGGCCUGGCACUGACUCAACCUCCAACUCAUCGCAGGCUCACGAUGCUCCUCGUGUCACCAGUCUCGGGAAGCACUCGACGAUGAGAACAACCGAUACAGUUGCCCGGCGUUUCGUUUCCGACAUCCGGGCCGUCUCCCUCAAGGCCCAGAUCCGCCCGAGCCCGUUGCUCAAGCAGAUGAUGUGCAAGUACUGUGACUCUCUGCUCGUGGAGGGGAAGACGUGCUCCACGAGGGUUGAGAACAUGAGCAAGGGCGGCAAGAAGCCCUGGGCCGAUGUCAUGGUCACCAAGUGCCAGACUUGCGGCAACGUCAAGCGGUUCCCGGUCAGCGCGCCCAGGCAAAAGCGGCGGCCGUUUCGAGAGCCAAAGGUCGUGGGAGAGCAAGAAGCGACGCCUGCAGUUUCUGACAUGUCGACUGGAAAUGAUUGA